AUGAAAAUUUGGUUAUCUGCAUGCAAACUUCUCUUAGUUUUAGUAUCUUUUUCAUUGCUACUUUCUAACUCAAUAUUGCUCCUUGCUAAUCCUUCAUCUUCUUUGCACCAACCAAAGAUUUUGUGUAAUGAUCAGGAGAAGUAUGCUUUGCUUCACUUCAAGCAAAGUUUCUCCAUUGAUUGUGGGAAAUCUUAUCCUGUUGUUGCAUACUCAAAGCUGCAAAUGUGGCCUGAAUUAGAUCAUGUAGGCAAUGAAAAUCGAGUCGAUUGUUGUUGGUGGGAUGGUGUGAUCUGCAAUAAUGAGACCGGUCAUGUGAUAGGUCUCGACCUCAGUAGUAGUUGUCUUUACGGAAAUUUCCCUCUAAAUAGCACCAUCUUUGGCCUUGAUCAUCUCGUAGAACUCAAUCUUGCUGAUAAUAACUUCACCUACUCACAAAUCCCUUCUGAAAUUGCUUUUAGUGGCCAAAUUCCAGCAGAAAUGGCAAAAUUGUCUAGCCUGUCUUACCUUGAUCUUUCUUAUAAUGGAGAUUUUCUUGGUGCUAAAGAUCAGUACAGUCUAAAACUUCAUGAUUUAAUUUUUGAGAAACUGUUAGCUAAUUUGACUCAAAUAACCCAACUCUUCCUUAGCCGAGUUGAUAUAUCAUCUACUGUACCCCUUUUUGUGGCUAACCGAACAUCCUUGCAGGCCAUUUCCCUCCAUGACUGCAAUCUAUUGGGUAAGAUCCCACCAAAUCUUUUAAAGCUUCCAAAUCUCGAAGAAGUUGAAUUGUAUUCUAAUUUGAAUCUACGAGGACAUCUUCCAGACUUUCAUUCCAACAGUCCUCUAAGAUACUUACUCCUUGCUCAAACAAGUUUUUCAGGUAAGUUGCCAAAUUCACUUGGAAAUCUUGCUUCUUUGGAAAUUUUGGAUCUUGAAAUGUGUUACUUCAAAGGAAAUAUUCCAUUUUCCUUGGGUAACUUAUCAAAGCUCACUACUUUAAGCCUUUCCCAUAAUCAUUUAAGAGGUGAUUUCCCUUCAACUCUUGUGAACUUAUCUCGGCUUACUACUUUGUCUCUGUCCGAUAUCAAGAUCAUUGAUCCUGUGAUAUUGAAAUCUUGGCUCGUUAAGCUAAACAAACUCACUCAAUUAGAAUUAUUUAGAAUGAAUUUAAAUGAUGAGAUCCUACCUAAUCUAGCAAACCUUACUUCACUCACUUUUUUGAACCUUAAGGACAAUCAACUAACAGCACCAUUGUCACAUUGGUUGGUAAAUCUAACUCAAUUGAAGACAUUAUAUCUAGAAGGAAAUCAAUUUCAAGGUACAAUCCCACCAUGGCUUCAUAACUUUCUUAAUCUUGAAUCAUUGGGCAUAUCUUUUAAAGGUUCAAGGGGUAGGUUUGAUCCGUUUCUAAAGCUCCCAAAUCUUUUUUCGCUAUAUGUGUCUGGUCUUACCCUUACCUUUCCUUCCAACAUAAGUUCCAAUUCUUCAGUUUCGAAUUUUAGUCACUUGGGUAUUGAAUCAUGCUACUUGACCGAAUUCCCAGAGUUCUUACGGUAUCAGAAAGAGCUACAAGAACUCUCUCUAAGUCAAAACAACAUUGUAGGUGAUAUACCACAUUGGUUUGUAAACACGACUAGAGAAAGUCUAAUUGUACUAGACCUCUCUGAUAACCUUUUAACAAGUUUUGAACAACCUCAAACGAUCCUCCCAUGGGUUGAUUUGGAAAUUCUUAACCUUGAUGAUAACAAGUUUCGAGGCCAAGUUAUGAUUCCACCAAGUUCCAUGCAAGCUUAUCAAGUCAAAAAUAAUCGAUAUUCUGGAGUUAUUCCGAAGGAAAUUUGUCAGGCUAGCUCAUUGGUCUUUCUAGACUUCUCCAACAACUCUCUUAGAGGUCACAUCCCUAACUGCAUUAGCCAUCAGCUUGGUGAUUCUUUGCAAGUUCUGAAUUUACAAGGCAAUAAUUUUGAUGGCACAAUCCCCCAAAAAUUUUCAAAAUCAUGCAAGUUGAAAAUGAUUAAUUUGAGCCAAAAUCAAUUCAAAGGUGAUUUGCCCAAAUCUUUGAUCAAUUGCAGAAUGCUUGAGGUACUCGAUGUUGGGAAAAACCAUAUAAAUGACACUUUCCCGACAUGGUUGGGAAGUCUUCCUAGGUUAGCAGUUCUCGUCCUGAGGUAUAACCGUUUUCAUGGAAAGAUAGCAACUCCUAAGCUUUAUUAUGGUUUCCCCUGCUUGUGUAUACUUGAUACUUCUUACAACUUUCACACUGGCGAUUUGCCAUCGACUUAUUUUCAAAGCUGGUCUGCAAUGAAAGUUUCUAGUGAAGAAAAAUCAGAUUCAUACAUGUCCUCUAUCACAAUAGGCCUGAAUUAUUUGGGUAUCUUUUAUCCUAUAGAUCUUCCAUAUGAUUAUGUCAUCACCAUAUCAAAUAAAGUGGUGAAAUCACAGAAGUCAUCAGCGCGCUUAUAG
Amaranthus tricolor (Joseph's coat) is the source of this 2442-nucleotide messenger RNA. RefSeq names its product receptor-like protein 6. The transcript is spliced from 3 exons. The coding region runs from base 1 to 2442 and encodes 813 amino acids. NCBI's taxonomy places the organism in Eukaryota, Viridiplantae, Streptophyta, Magnoliopsida, Caryophyllales, Amaranthaceae. The record is from RefSeq and is a predicted model, not a curated record. Gene Ontology annotation, molecular function: protein binding.